AUGUUUUCGUAUUUCCUAAAAGGAGUUAGUAAGUGCCAGGACAGAGCUGACGUGGUGCAUCUGAGCAAGAAGUUAAUCCAGAACAUGCACCUGUUGGAUACACAAGAAAUAUCCCUUUGCCUGAAUAAGCUGUCGAAGGUACACUUUGAGGACAAAGCCUUUUGGGACAACGUCUGUCGGAUAAUCACCACUACGGAUGUUCGGGUGGUGGGCAAGUUCAAGUUCCUGCGGGGGCGGCAAACAGGGGGCAUCAUCAACGAAGUUAACGAACGAACUGUUGCCAACCCUCCCGAUGGGGGCUACAACGCAACGACUUCUACACCGGGGGGGGGCAAUUCACCACAAAAAGGGGAUCCGCUCAACGUGAAUGCACUUAACCCAAAUGGGGGAACCCGACGAAGCAACCGCCCCAAUGGUGAACUCCACAGGGCAGACAAACUGCUGUACCACUUCAACAUGGAAGAGCUGUGCCUUGUGCUGAACGCACUGGCAAAAGUCAACGUGAGGAACGAAGAAAUAUUAAAAGUCGCGUCAGAGAAAAUAAUCAGAGAAUUUGAAAUGAAUCGACAUGUGGUCAACACGAUUAAGGCGGUUGGCACGUUCGGCGUGGCCCCUCCUGGUAGCACUCACGCGGGUUCUUGUGACCCCAUGGGGCAGGCGCUCCAGAACGUUUACCAAAACUACGACCGCAUGAGUAAGAACCUCACGGAGAGGGACAUCAGCGUUCUCAUUCGGGUAAUGCUGACGAGGGGAAACCAAACCGGGGGAAACCAAACGGGGGGGGAAGAAGCCAGUCAAGUGGGAAGUAACCCUAUAAGUGGUAACCAAGCCAAUCAAACGGCCAGCGCUCUCAUCGAAAAGCUAAUAAGCAGCGUAAAAAAGGUUAACCACAUAAGCGAGCAGAGCAUCGCACUAAUUCUAAAUGCAUGCACAAAGUCGUGUGUGAAGAACAAGGCCCUGCUAGAUAUGCUCAAAAUAGUUGUCAUUCUAAAACUCAAGCAGGAGAAGAACAAAUGCUCCGACAUCUUCGUGAGCAGCAUAACGCACUCCUAUUCUUCCUUCGCGUACCGAGACAGGGUGCUCUAUGACACCAUCGCAGAGUACGUGUGUGCCAACAUCGAGAGCAUAAAUGUGAAGGCACUUGUUAUUAUCCUGAACAGCUUUGUAAACAUCGAGAUUGUCAAUUUAAAAUUGUUCGAUGCUGCUUUGGGGAGACUGGCCAGGAGGGAAGUAAUAAACGGCUUGUCCAACCAGUGUACCUCCAACGUCAUCACCAUAGUUACUAAGUCGUAUAAUUACCUCUGCACGGAGAAGACACGCUUCAUUUUGCAGCUUGUGAAGGGACGCCUGCGGAGGGAAUUCGCCCGCACCAAACGUGCAUUAAGCAAGGAGAAGGGUGCCGAACCGGUUUGCUUGUCAGACCUCAGACGCAGCGCCUUCCUGGAGGGCUUCCUCAUGAAACACCUGACGAACAUACUGAACAAUCUGAGCAAGCUAAACCACGCCGACGCCAACCUCUUUGCACUCUUUUCUCAUCUCAUUCUAAAAAAAAAAAAAGAAAUGAAUAAAUUAGACUUCCUGAACAUUACGAGUGCGUAUGCCCGGUUCGGCUACGUCGACGACGAGAUAUACAAACUGAUCCAACUGCAUGCGAAGAAACAUUUGGCAGACAAGAAUUUGAAGUAUGUGGAGUUCAUAAAUAUGUUUACCAGCAUGGCGACGUUCUCACUGAUUGAGCGGAACAGGAGGACAGAUCAUCAUGUGGGGGAUCCCACCAACCACUUUGGGGAAAUAAUUCAUGUGAUGAUGAAUAUGCUGAAGGGGGGGGUUGACAAUAGGGGGGUCCUUGGUGCACAGGGGGAUCAUCCCAAGGAAGAAAACGCCAACAUGGGCAACACGGGCAACAUUAACGAUAUACUGAACUGCUCCCCCCGGCAGCACCACGCACGCAUCCAGAACCGGAAGAACAUCAUCGACAACCUGAGCGCCAAGCACACCUGCUGCAUCCUGGCCACCAUGAGUAAGUUGGAUACACAUUCCAGGCAAAUAUACGAACAAUGCGUGAAAAACAUAAAAAAAAAAAUCCUUAAAAUGGAUUCAAGGUCCCUUACCAUGUACCUGCUUUACGUGAGCAAGUUCGGUCUCACCCCCGAUAGGGACAUAAAAACGCUCCUAUCGAACAGCUUCAAAAUGGUGCACCUAAAAACGGGGAAAAUAAACGGGGUUGAUGCGAAAGGACAACAGGGGGACCGCCUCAACAAGAUGUUAACCCUUCGCACGCAACUCCAAACGGAGGACGUAGUCAACGCAGUUUAUAUUGUGAGAAGCCUCAUAAAGAACGACCCCAACUAUAGGGACAGCGCCUACGUUAUGUGUGCCUACUUGGAGGGCAUCUACGCGGGGGUGCAAUGUACAAACGGGGGUGCAUCUAAAAGUAAAUCCCAAAAUGGAUCCCCCUACCGAAGCGAACCGGACCAAAACAUAAUACACAUCGGAGAGGCCCAUGAUCCCAGUGUCACCCCUCUGCUAAGUGGACGCAAGCUCAACACACAGACGGCCUGCAUCCUCAUGAACACGCUGGCCUUUAUAAACACACACCUGAGCUUGCCAAGUGGAAGAUACGCCAAAAUUGUUUCCUACCUGCUACUGUUCUCCCUUCGGUUUAUGGUUGAACGGCUGAACCUGCGGCGGUCACUUCGCGAACUACUCUACGAAGGCACAUCUAAAAACGAAUGCGUGAACCAAAACGUUCACAUAUGUGAUAGCCAAAACUGUAGCGACGUAACAGAUGUUGUUAAGAGGAAGAUCGACUCGGCCAGCAUCCGACAGAUAAACACAACCAUCUUGAUGCUAUUCCAUUUGGGUUCUUUGAACCCGUUUUCCUACUCACCCCAGGAGGAAGUGACCAACUUGGCUAGCUACCCACUGAGGCUACUACAAUAUGUGUACUUCUUUUUAAAGUUCAGCCCGCUCGCCCCCUUUGAAAGAUACACAUCGGUUUACAACUCGGUCAGUAACAGGAGGAAGUUUACCAACUACUGCGGUGGGGGUAACAAUCAAAUGGAUCUGACUUGGUUGUCGAGUGGGCCGUCCAGUGAUCGACCGAUUGCGGAACAUUGUGAGCUCCCCUCCAUCUCAGAAGGCGAAAUGAGCAUCUACCAGACAGUCGCUUCGCUGCUGAAGCGGAAGGGCUGCGGCGCCAACUGCACACUCUUGUCCUCGUUCGGCGUUUACAUGUACUCCGUCGAUGUGCUAAUCUUGCGCGGAGGCACCAGCUCAUGGUAG
Plasmodium coatneyi is the source of this 3285-nucleotide messenger RNA. RefSeq lists its product as uncharacterized. The coding region runs from base 1 to 3285 and encodes 1094 amino acids. Lineage: Eukaryota; Apicomplexa; Aconoidasida; Haemosporida; Plasmodiidae. The transcript has a single exon. The record is from RefSeq and is a predicted model, not a curated record.